Molecule: messenger RNA, 3622 nt
Organism: Solanum lycopersicum (tomato)
Lineage: Eukaryota; Viridiplantae; Streptophyta; Magnoliopsida; Solanales; Solanaceae
Product: U-box domain-containing protein 52-like
Biological process (GO): protein phosphorylation
Molecular function (GO): protein kinase activity; ATP binding
Source: RefSeq, a predicted model, not a curated record
AGUCCGUCAAAAAAGAAUGACAAACUUUUAUAUCAAGUAAAAAUUUAACUUUAAAAUGUCAAUUUUAACCUUAAUGAAAUGAUUCAUCGACGCACAAAUUUGUAUCAUUCGUUUUUGGGAAAAGGGAAAAAUAUAUUUCUGAGCUAUCGUAAAUGACAUGCAGACAUCGAUCGUACGUCACACUUUUGAGAUAUUGGUGUCUCUGUCGUCUAAAACUAGAGUAUAUAUGUCCUUCACUCUAACGGAGGACUAAAUAUGACACGUGGCACAGUCUUAUCCGCCAAUCCGAUAUUUAAUAAAUGUUGGAUUGGUGGAUAAGAUUAUGACACAUGUAUAUCCGUUAGUAUAAAUGGUAUAUACGCCUAGUAUUUGAACGCCGGGGACAUCAAUGUCCAAAAGUAUGACGGUGAUAUUUGAAUACCAUUUACGAUAUCUUCGGGGGUAUAUUUAUCAUUUUUCCCUCUAUUUUUAAAUCGCAAGUUUUAAAAGUCUUUCUCUUUUUUUUUAAACUCUGCGUCGAGUCAAACUACCUCAAAUAAAAUGAGACAGAUGGAGUAAUAAUUUUGACAAAUUUUAAAUAAUUCUAAAAACUAAAAUCAAAAUUGAAACUAAAAGUUUGUUAUGAUAAUUAAUACUAAUAGUGGUUACUAUUACAUAAAACCAACUAAGUAUCCACCAAAAAUGGAGCUCCCUUCAAAUUCUCUAAAAAAAAUUUAAUCACUAAAACUCACAAUUUUUCUUCUCUAUGUUAAAUUCAAGAACAGAUCAAAUUCAACUAAGUGUCAUUCAAGAUUUUCAGUUCUAUGAUUAAUUUUUAUGUGUUAGAUUUGUACAAAGAUCUUUGUGUAAUACAUAUUUUGGAAAUAAUAGUAUAGGAAUGAUCAUGUGUUGUUGAAAAUAUACAUAAAUUUUUUUUUUGAAGAAAAUGUGGCCACCACCACCAAAUAUGAGUGGAGAAAGAAUGCCAUUACCAAAUAAAUUAAUAGCAGUGUCAAUAGAUAAAGAUAAAGGAAGCAAAAUUGCUUUAAAAUGGACUGUUGAUCAUCUAUUAGCCAGAGAACAAACUGUUCUUUUGAUUCAUGUCAAAUUAAAGCAAUCUGCUAAUGCAUCUGGUCAAUCCAUAUCUUCAAGAUCAAACCAGAGUUCUGAUGAAGGUGUAGGAAACACGGAAUUGGAUCAGCAGACAAAGGAACUGUUUCUUCCUUUCCGAGUAUUUUGUACACGAAAAGAUAUACAAUGUUAUGAUAUUGUGCUAGACGACACGGAUGUAGCCAGAGCAGUCAUUGAAUAUGUGGCUCGAACAGGAGUGGAGGUAUUGAUUGUUGGUGCUUCAUCGAGAGGCGGUCUUCUCAGAUUUAAAGCCAAAGACAUACCAGGAAGCAUGUUAAAAGGGGCUCCUGAUUUCUGUACUGUACAUAUCAUCUCCAAAACUGGAAAGAUCUCAUCUACACGUGCUGCUUCUCGCUCUGCGCCUUUUGUCCAUCCACUACGUCACCAGUUGAUGCAGCCUGCGAGCACCAAAUUUGCUCCUUUUGAUACUUCAACACCCUCUUCUAAUAAUUCAAGAAGUUCAUUUCCAGGAGGUCCGAAGCCUGUUUGUGAUCCUCCGCCUUCUACAAUUCAAAGUGACACGAUGAGUUUCAAGUCUCCAUUCACUCAUAGGAAAGGACCGAACGGAAAGCCAUAUGAAAUCUCUUUGACAGAUACUGAUAUAUCAUAUGUCAGUUCUGGAAGGCCAAGCAUUGAUAACAUCUAUUCUUCAUUAUCUGAUAGCUAUGAAAGUGGUGGACCGACCCCUCCUCGGCUUUCAGGUUUUUCAGACUUUGAUAGUCAAAGUUUCGAUUCCACACAGUUUGGGCGGAGAUCCGUGGACACCACUCCACCAGAAUUAUCACUCACGUUAUUGGACGGUGAUAGAACAUCAUUUUCGCAAGGACCAGGAGAUGAUAUAGAAGCAGAAAUGAGAAGGCUAAAGCAGGAGCUUAAGCAAACGAUGGAAUUGUAUAGUUCGGCUUGCAAGGAAGCACUUACAGCAAAACAAAAGGCAAUGGAACUUCAAUGCUGGAAAAUGGAAGAAAAACGAAGAUUAGAAGAAGCACGUUUAGCUGAGGAAGCUGCAUUAGCACUUGCAGAGAGGGAAAAGGCAAAGUCUAGAGCAGCCAUAGAGCAUGCAGAGGCAUCUCAGAGGCUUGCAGAACUAGAAGCUCAGAAGAGAAUCAGCGCGGAAAUGAAAGCUUUAAAAGAAGCAGAAGAGAAGAAUAAAAUACUAAAUAAACUUUCAAACUCUGAUGUCAGGUACAGGAAAUAUACAAUCGAGGAGAUCGAAUCUGCAACAGACUACUUUGCUCAAACUCGUAAAAUCGGAGAAGGAGGCUACGGGCCUGUGUAUAAAUGCUAUCUGGAUCAUACGCCUGUUGCAGUUAAGGUCCUCCGUCCUGAUGCAACUCAUGGACGACAACAGUUUCAACAAGAGAUUGAAGUUUUGAGCUGCAUACGGCAUCCUAACAUGGUGCUUCUUCUAGGAGCCUGUCCCGAAUACGGAUGCUUAGUAUAUGAAUUUAUGUCUAACGGAAGCUUAGAUGAUCGUUUAUUCCAUCGAGGAAAGACACCACCACUCUCUUGGCAGCAGAGGUUUCGGAUUGCUUCUGAAAUAGCUACUGGUCUACUUUUCCUACACCAAAGCAAACCAGAACCACUAGUUCAUCGUGAUCUAAAGCCGGGCAACAUUUUGCUUGAUCGCAACUUUGUGAGUAAGAUAAGUGACGUUGGCUUAGCCCGACUAGUCCCUCCAUCAGUAGCAGACAGUGUCACUCAAUACAGAAUGACAUCAACUGCUGGAACGUUCUGCUAUAUCGAUCCUGAAUAUCAACAGACCGGCAUGCUUGGUGUAAAAUCUGAUGUAUACUCCUUAGGAAUCAUUUUCUUGCAGAUACUAACCGCGAGAUCACCAAUGGGACUGACUCACUAUGUUGAAAGAGCAAUUGAGAAAGGGACUUUCAACGAAAUGCUUGAUCCAGCUAUUCAUGAUUGGCCCUACGAUGAGGCUUUGCGUCUUGCCAACUUAUCGUUACAAUGCUCUGAGCUAAGACGAAAAGACAGACCCGAUCUUGGCAAAGUCGUGUUGCCAGAGUUAGAAAGAUUAAGAACACUUGCUGAAGAAAAUACAUGUCCAUCACUUAUGUACAAUCAAAAUAUCUCACCAAAUCAUAGCCAAGUUUCCCUCUCACGCGAUAACUUAAGCUAUCCGAAUACAAUGCCAAGCUACGAGAGCUCGAAAAGCCAAUGAAGUACAAGGAUCUAACUGAUGAGAAUUUUGUUCUAAAGUUUUAAUUUUUCUUGUAAGAAAAAAGGACUUGCAUUAUCCCUCUUUUUGGUCCUAUUAUUUGUUAAAGUAACAUUUUCUUCCAUGGUACGUUGUCGACUUUGUUAGGAAGCGCUUUUUCUUAAUGUAGGACUUUUCGCGUGAAUCUAAAUUUAGUCGGGUUCCGAUAUGGGUACACGAGACGGGGUGGAGAAAAAAACAUUUUCUUCCUCUUUUCCAAGAUGUAAAUGCUAUUAUAUAGCCCCUAUUUUUUAGUUUGUAUAGAUUUGGUGUAAAGAGAAAGAAGAAUUUGUUUGUUAA